This is a messenger RNA of Antechinus flavipes (yellow-footed antechinus), 1909 nucleotides long. It is a transcript of the gene ACSM5, whose product is annotated as acyl-CoA synthetase medium chain family member 5. NCBI's taxonomy places the organism in Eukaryota, Metazoa, Chordata, Mammalia, Dasyuromorphia, Dasyuridae. The record is from RefSeq and is a predicted model, not a curated record. Gene Ontology annotation, molecular function: fatty acid ligase activity; fatty-acyl-CoA synthase activity. Gene Ontology annotation, cellular component: mitochondrial matrix. Gene Ontology annotation, biological process: acyl-CoA metabolic process; fatty acid biosynthetic process.
UCCCACAUUUCCCCUACUACCUGUCAAGACAAGUCUGUGGGACCAUGAGACUGAAGUUAGUUCAUCUGUUUCUUCAGCCACUGUGGGGCUCCCAAGCUUUCUCUAGGCCAUUUCGCUAUAUAAGCACAGGACUGCUUAGCCCUCAGAAGACAUUUGCUGACUUUGAAGCCAUUCACCAAGGAAAACAGGCAAUACCAGAGUAUUUUAAUUUUGCCAGUGAUGUGCUUGAUUGGAGUCAGAUGGAGAAGGCUGGAAAAAAGUCUGCAAAUCCUGCUUUCUGGUGGGUCAAUGGUCAGGGAGAGGAGGUAAAAUGGAAUUAUGAAGAGCUGGGGAUCCAAUCCAAGAAGGCAGCCAAUGUUUUGUCCAGAGUAUGCAAUCUGCGGCCAGGGGAUCGACUGCUGGUGAUUCUCCCCAGGAUCCCUGAAUGGUGGUUGGUUUCUGUGGCUUGUAUGAGAACAGGGGUUGUCAUCAUCCCUGGAAUCUCUCAGCUAACUAUAAGGGAUAUCCAGUACCGAUUGCAAGCAUCUGGUGCCAAAGCUAUUAUUACCAAUGACUCCUUAGCACCUCAUGUGGACACCAUUAGUGUUGACUGCCCUUCUCUGCGGACAAAGGUGCUUGUCUCCAGUAGUAGCCGGCUUGGCUGGCUGAACUUCAGAGAACUAUGCCAAGUGGCCCCUGAAGAACACAACUGUGUGAAGACUAGAAGUCAAGACCCAUUAGUUAUCUUCUUCACCAGUGGCACCACAGGUUCACCCAAGAUGCUGGAACACACCCAAGUCAGCUAUGGAUUGGGCUUUGCCACCUGUGCAAGGAAGUGGACAGACUUAUCAGAUUCCGACAUCUUCUGGAACACAUCUGACACAGGCUGGGUCAAAGCUGCCUGGACUUUCUACUCUACUUGGAUAAGAGGAGCCUGCCUUUUCAUUCACCAACUGCCAAAGGUUGACACCAAUGUUAUCCUAAAUACUCUCUGCCAAAUGCCAAUCACUAUCUUCUGUUGUGUUCCAACCAUGUUCCAGAUACUUGUACAGCAUGACUUGACCAGGUACAAAUUUAAAAGCCUCAGGCACUGUGUAACAGGAGGAGAGACCCUCAAUCCUGAUGUGAGAAAAAAAUGGAAGAGUCAGACAGGUCUGGAGUUGCAUGAAGGCUAUGGCCAAUCUGAAACUGCUUUGAUCUGUGCCAAUCAAAAAGGCAUGAAAAUCAAGUCAGGUUCCAUGGGGAAAGCUUUUCCACCUUAUGAUGUCCAGAUUGUAGAUGAUGAAGGCAACAUCCUUCCUCCAGGAAAAGAGGGUAACAUUGGCAUCAGGAUCAAACCAAAGCCGCCUCUCUGUUUUUUCACAGGCUACGUGGACAAUGCUGAGAAAACAGCCUCUUGCAAACGAGGGGACUUUUAUAUUACUGGCGACCGUGCCCAUAUGGAUGAAGAUGGUUACUUCUGGUUUAAGGGAAGAGCUGAUGAUGUGAUCAAUUCUGCAAGUUACCGAAUUGGACCCUUUGAAGUAGAAAGUGCCCUGUCAGAACAUCCUGCUGUUGUUGAGUCAGCUGUAGUCAGCAGUCCAGACCCCAUCAGGGGAGAGGUGGUAAAAGCUUUCAUAGUUUUGAAUCCAGAUUUUAUCAACCAAGAUCCAGGGGAGUUGACUCAGGAACUGCAAGAACAUGUCAAAAGGUUAACAGCACCAUAUAAGUACCCCAGGAAGAGCUGCCAAAGACAGUCAGUGGGAAGAUUCAAAGGAGCAAAUUACGAAAGAAAGAGUGGAAAAAUUAAUGUGGAAUCGAAGGCAUUCUUAUUGGACUUUCAGCAUUCCUUGGAGUGGCUUUGAGUUGAUCUUCCCCUUGCCUUUACAGAAAGAAUGUUUCACUGAUCUAUUGAAUGAAAAGUCUGCUCUGGAUCAUAAUUCAAGGAAUC